Messenger RNA from Cottoperca gobio, 4997 nucleotides. It is a transcript of the gene lingo3a, whose product is annotated as leucine rich repeat and Ig domain containing 3a. Bases 560 to 2392 code for a protein of 610 amino acids. The transcript is spliced from 2 exons. Gene Ontology annotation, cellular component: plasma membrane. Lineage: Eukaryota; Metazoa; Chordata; Actinopteri; Perciformes; Bovichtidae. Gene Ontology annotation, molecular function: protein binding. The record is from RefSeq and is a predicted model, not a curated record.
CACACACACCGCGCUCUACAUCCCACACUCACAAAUGCCAGGACACUCAUACACAUGCAAUCCAAUAACGAGAGCACCGCCAGUCCGAGCUGCCUGCCGCUGCCGGUGGCAGCCCUGACCGCUUCUCCGAGACACAAAGCCGGGAGCCCGCUGUGAGAGGAGCCGCUGCUGCAUUUCUAGCACAAAGGAGAGUUGAGCAGCAGAGCCAAGCAGGGGCUUCAUUUGGGAGGCGGUAGAUAAUUCAACAGCAGUGCUGGGAGGAUAAGAAACAGCGAGAGGAGGGAAGGUGAGUGAAUGCAGUCAAGUACAGCUGCUGUUGCUGCUACUGCUGCUGCUGUUGGAGGAGGAAGAGGAGGAGGAAGCUCAGUGUUCAGUGUCUGGAGAGGCUGGAGGAGCAACAAUAUCCUGCACACAGACCCACAGUCACAGCAGACGGCCAGCAUUGAUCAAAGCACCUCCAGGCUUACAGAUGUGGAAGAAGCGCUGUGCAAGUUCUAGUCCUGGGUGUCUGGCCUCGUGAUUCAGCCCCGGACGGGAGGAAGCCGUGUGAAGGAGGGCCAUGGGGGUGAGUCUGGGCCAGGAUGUAGGCUGGCUCCUGCCUCUCCUGUUCUUGCUUCUCAUGAUCACAGUAUCACCAACCCAUGGUCAAGGAUGUCCCCAGCGUUGUGAUUGCAUUGCAAAACUCAAGACUGUGUCCUGUUUUGGUAAACGCCUGUCUUCACUGCCAGAUGGCAUCCCAGUGGACACCAAGAACCUGGACCUAACUGGGAAUAAACUUCGCUGGGUAGAGCAAGGUGACCUGCUUUCAUAUACACGUCUUGAGAAGCUGGACCUGAGCGAGAACAUGAUCAGUGUCCUGGAACCGAAUGCUUUUUCUAGUCUCCAGAACCUGCAGUCUCUUUCACUGAGGGGUAACCAAUUAAAACUGGUCCCCAUGGGGGCUUUUUCACGUCUCGCCAACCUAACUUCAUUGGACCUCAGUGGGAAUAAGAUUGUAAUUCUUUUGGACUUUACUUUCCAGGACCUGAAAAGUCUGAACAAUCUGGAAGUUGGAGACAAUGAUUUAGUUUAUAUUUCCAACAAAGCCUUUCUGGGUCUAGUGGGGCUGAGGGAGCUGACCAUCGAGAGGUGCAACCUGACUUCUGUGUCCAGCCAGUCUUUGUCUUACCUGCAUAACCUGGUGACUCUGCGCCUCCGCUAUCUCAGUAUCUCCACCUUAGAGGACCAGAACUUCCGUAAGAUAGGAAACCUGAAGGGCCUCGAGAUCGAUCACUGGCCCUUUUUGGAGCACAUUUCCCCUCACAGCCUGCAGGGUCUUAACUUAUCCUGGCUGUCUAUUACUCACACUAACAUCACCUCCGUGCCCACCUCUGCCCUACGCAGUUUGCCUCACCUCACCAGUCUCAACCUGUCCUACAACCCUAUCACUGUGUUGGAGUCCUGGGCACUGCGGGACCUUGUUAGGCUGAAGGAGCUGCAUCUGGUCAACACUAAUCUGGUGGUAGUUCAGCCAUAUGCGCUGGGUGGUCUAAGGCAAAUCCGCCUUCUUAACUUCUCCACUAACGGCCUGGUGUCGCUGGAAGAGGGAGCCUUUCAGUCUGUCAACACUCUGGAGACGCUGCGUUUGGAUGGGAACCCUCUGGCUUGCGACUGCCGCUUGCUAUGGAUCCUUCAGCGCAGGAAGACCCUCAAUUUUGACGGCGCCUCCCCAGUGUGUAUGACCCCCGUGGAGGUGCAGGGACGGGCGCUUAACGCUUUCUCUGACUCAGCUCUGUUUGAUCACUUUACUUGCCAGAAGCCCAAAAUACGCAACAGGAAAUUGCAGCAGGUGUCUGCCCGCGAGGGGCAGGUUGUGUCGUUCAUUUGCAAAGCAGAAGGUGAGCCGACACCGGUGAUAUUCUGGAUCUCUCCUCAACGCCGCCGCAUCACCACGAAGAGCAGCGGCCGCCUAACUGUGUUACCAGAGGGCACAUUAGAAAUACGAUAUGCCCAGGUGACAGACAGUGGAACCUACAUCUGCAUAGCCAGCAAUGCUGGUGGAAAUGACACCUAUUUUGCCACACUUACAGUCAGCGGGCUGCCACUAGAUGCAGCCCUUAUGGCCAACCGCACGUACUAUGCUGGGGACCUCAAUGACACAAAUCUGAAUGACACCAGAGUCUUCUUGAAGUUCACUCUGGACCUGAAGACCAUCCUCAUAUCCACAGCUAUGGGCUGCAUCAUGUUCCUGGGGGUCGUUCUUUUCUGUUUCAUUCUGCUGUUUGUGUGGAGUCGAGGGAGAGGGCAGCACAAGAACAAUUUCUCAGUGGAGUAUUCCUUCAGAAAGGUGGACGGACCUGCUGCCAGCGGAGCACAGGGUGGGGCACGCAAGUUCAACAUGAAAAUGAUUUGACUCUGUUUCUCUCAUUAGUAUUCUUUCACUGAUACUGUUUACAAGCAGUCUCGAGCUAAAGGGUCAACACACCGGAGCGGACCUUUGUGCUUAGAAAUACAGUUAUUUAUAGGACAUUUUAUUGACGCAAGGUUUUGUUAUCAAAACUAUUGUAUAUAUGAGUCAAAGGAAAUCUGCAUGGAUUUGAUAUAUUUCUAUUGCUUUUGUUGUGUGUUCACAUUAUUGUUCAGAGGAUUAUUAAGGAUGUCUCUAACUUUUGAAUAGACUAUUAAAAGACCAAGCAACACAAUCAGUCCCACCAGUCUUUAACCUCGACAAAUCUCUUGCCAACUCCAUCCUCCUGCCCUACAAGGAACUCUGUCCUCUUCACCUCUCUGCUCCAUCUGAGGCGAUGCAAGCUCUCUAUCUCCAAACUCAUGAAUACAUUAUAACAGGGUGGUGCUCAAUGAAUGCCAAGGACUUGCCAAUGUGUAUUUGAAAAGUUCCAGCUAUAUACUGCAUAUUUAGACUUAUUUACAGUCAGGUCUUUAGGGCACUAUUGUGACAUGAAUAUAGAGGCUCUGCUGCUUCUUGCUGAUGGUGGGUUUGUACAGAAUACAUUCGACACCAAGAGACUCUGCAACACUGCCAUUUUGACCGUAGAGCACCAUGUAAUGUGGUUGAGAGAAGUUACCACUAAACGUUGGUCAAAACUCUAGAGAUUAGGUUUUUCCAUCGCUUAUUUAUUACAAACUUAACAAGACUCUUACCAUCUUCAUAUGGGAAGAACUGUGUGUAAAAGAUAAACGCAUGUACAGAGUUGGCUUUGAAUAACGUGUAUUAUUUGUAAAUGAAACGCUUGUCGGGACUGCGUUCAAGUUGAAUAGAUCAUACUGUAUAGGUAGGAUAUACUGUAUACGAUGUAUUAUAUAUUUUGUAAUCAUUGACAUUGAAAUACUUGUGGUUGUUUAUAGUAUUGUGAUCAAACUGAUUUUUCUGUUCUAUUGUAGUUCUACUGUUGAAGUCUCUUUUUUCAAAUCAUGGAUAUCCAGUGCUCCUCAGAUCUCCUGAGCUCACACAACAAAUCAUGAAGCUGCGUUUGCAUCACUUUUCAGUUCACUUGGCUAUUUUCAGCUGUAUAAGUGACAGUGGGGCGCGGGGCUCGGCUCGACCAGCGGGGGAAGGCGUUCAGUGGGUUCUCCUCAGGACCUCGAUGUGUUUGAGACACGCUGGGAAGAAAUUCAAAUUGUGAUAAAGAAACUUGCAGACUGGAACAAAGGUCAUAAUGAAACUCCUCCUACGAUAGCUGUAUAGCAUUUUUGUACAACUUUAAGUAAAAGUACUGAUUUCAAACUGUUUAUACAUAUAUUAAUUCAUACAAUUUCUACUGCAAAGAAUGUAAUUCUAUGUUUUUUUGUUCCUUGUCAUGAAUUGGUAGUCACGGCACGUACAGCAAAUGUGUCAGUGUUGGGCCUUGCAAAGCAAUCUGUGGUAGUUUUAAAUACUAUAUAAGAAAAACUGAACUUUGGGGGCAGUUUCCUGCAUAACUUAAGACAUUUAGAGAGAGUGUGACAACAGGUGAAGUGCUGAUACUAUACGAGCCUUAAGGUUUAUCUUAUUUCGGGGUUAAGACUUAAAAAACGGAUAUACUGCAGUUCUAACAGUGUUGCUCUGCUGCCCCCUGUUGGCUAGAGAUGGUACUGAAUUCUACACUAUUACAUGAAUUUGACCUCCCCAACCAUUAGACUUAAUAGUAAGAAAUUAAUUAAAUUUGCUGCUGUGAAGCUGAUGGAGCGCUGACCUGGAUCCAGUUCUGUUGGAGGUUGCAACUUUAAUGACACUAACUUAACUGUAUUCACACAGCAAACCCUUCUCGUUUUCUGCAGAAGGACACUCGAAGAACAACGCCUGUGUCCGCCCCGUGAUUCGGAUCUAUUCCAAAAUUUCAUGGGCUCUUCCGUGGCCCAUGCUUCACCGUUUCACUUAAGUUUCAUGGAAAUUGGGCGAGUAGUGUUUCCGUAAUCGUGCUGACAAACAUUCUGUGCUCAUCCAUCACAUGCACAACACAUUUACAGAUUACUCUCGCAAUAAGGAAUUAGUAAUUAUGAACUGUGAAUAUGUUACCGGACUGAUUUGACAUCAGUGAAGGUCUCCGUCUACAUUUUUUAGAAAGAAACUGGUGAUCAUUUUCAUCGUCCUCUACCGAAUUCAUCCUGUAAAUAUGAAAACCAUGGUGUCUGGAAAAUGUUUUGUAUUGUAUUGUUUUAUAAAAACGAAGCACACUCUUUAUAAAGCAUGCUUAUUGUCUGCUAUGAUGAUGUCUUUGCCCUGUCCCAUUUUUAUAUGGUCACUUUCAUCGGGUCACUCAUCUCUAACGGUCUGAGAAGUUGAUUGAGAGUCUACACCUGUGACCCCCGUCACUGUGAAACAAUGUUUUCUUUUUCAGGGGUUCGUUAUAUUAAAAUAUUUUAAAAUCAGUUGAAUCAAAAGGAUGGAUGUCCCAUCUACACUGCACAUUAAGAUGUUGUCAUUAUUCACUCAAGUUCAUUAUUGUUCAUUUUUUAUGCAUUCAUGAAAACAAAUUACACAAAUAAAGGACAUUUUGUGAGCAGAUGAAAUGAUUUAA